This is a messenger RNA of Dermacentor silvarum, 2112 nucleotides long. RefSeq lists its product as uncharacterized. The transcript has 7 exons. NCBI's taxonomy places the organism in Eukaryota, Metazoa, Arthropoda, Arachnida, Ixodida, Ixodidae. The record is from RefSeq and is a predicted model, not a curated record. Bases 606 to 1313 code for a protein of 235 amino acids.
UGUAUCCAACUUCACCGGCCGCUUCUGGGCAGGCUGGACACGCUGAACAUAUGAUAUAUCCGUGAACGGCACGUCAUCGCCACCAACGCAAGUGCUCUUGCGAAAUAAGCGGAGCAAAAGGCCGCCAAAGUAUCACAGUGCUGUAGGACUUGAAGAGCGGAGCAGAACACGAAGACAGCAGUCGAGUUGCAAUGCAAGAGAAGGCAGAACCAGGCGUCAAACGGCUUGCAGAAAAGGAGACAGCCAUAAGGCCGCGAGGAAAGCAGGAGUUGAAAGGUAGCCUCGUCGUAUCGACAUGUUGAAGAAGCGAAGCUCCGACAAACAGCAGAAAGGGACGCUGCGAGAGUUGCAGGGCAAAGGCACGCCGCUGUGUUGACAUUGGGUGCUAGCGAUGCCUGUGUGUAAGGAUGAAGAGAAAGUAUACGUAGUACGUGCAGCGUGAGGCAGGUGCACGUAAUUUCAUGCACGGAAUAGCUGUUUUCUUUUUCUCGACGCAUUGGCUACUUCGCAGCAGCGGAAACCACUAUAGCGUGAGGAAGGAGGAAGAAAACUUGAACGUGGACGUCUUCAAUUUGUAGAAGAAGAAGAUCGAGCAAGGCUUCGUCAUGGGAGGUAGCUGCUAUCAGUUCCUACACUUCAGAGACCGACCCAGCAUCCAGACGAUGGCCAGCGUCUGUUUUGCAAUGAACAGUAUACAUCUCGUCGCGGUGCUGUACACGGCCAUGAGCGCUGAUGACGCCAUCGUCAUGCUCAAGCUGAACGGCAUCGAGUCGACAGUCACGGAGCUUCACAUCGCAGGGGGAUCACGCUUUGUCCUUUAUUACAUAACAAUAUUUGCUGACUUGUUUCUUAUCAUCGGCAUCGAAGAUAACUGUAGGCUGGGAAUGCUGACCUUCAUAUGGUGGAACUCAUUUCGAAUUUUCCUCGAAGUCCUCACCAUCGUGGGUGUGGGAUUAUGGAAAGGCACCAGCGAAAACUUCACUCUCAUAAUGUCCUUCCUGUCCUGCCUGGGUCUGACACUUCUCGUUCAGGGAUUCUUCACGCGUCGCGUGUUCCACUACAGCUCGCUGGUGCGUCCCGGCGUGCGCAUACACGCGCACGGCGAGAUGAUGCCCAGCGCCAUGGCCCUGGUCGAGCCUGGACCCACUGUCGGCCACGUGGGAGGUAAGGAGGGCGAUGAGGAGUCGACCGAGACGAAGACCGCGCACAGGACGUCCGAGAGCCGCAACGUGACCGACAGCACCAAGCGAGAGCCCGGCCCGAACGGUGGCGAGCAGUCCUCCACUAUCAUCAAGAAGAGUCCUCCAGAAUGAAGCCACGGGACCGAACAUAAAAUACGUCACUCGCGCUGCUUUGCUCGGUUUUGGUGCUCUCGGCAUUUACUGCGCCAUACGCGAUUUAUUACACGGCCCGGUACCUCAGCGGCAGCCUACGUCGAGGCGAGAAAACGGCUUGGCAACGGAACCUUAGGCCCUUUGUCCCUGGAUGCGAAUGGCAAGCCCGCGCUUACAUUCACCUAGAAAAGCGGAUCGGGCUGAGUCAACCCGUGUCGUGCAUACGGGAUGACACAGUCCGACACGACGCUCGCUCAGUCCGACUGGCUAGCGCUCACGAGGGCCAUGAUGGUGUAGGGGCUGAGCUAAUUAUAGCACAAACGAAAUUAUAUUUCUCCAAUGUGACGUAACGGACACUAUAUAAAUGCGCUAUGGCUGUAGCCUCCUCAGCUCUGCUGUAGAUGCGUGAACGGGAAAGAGAAGCCUAAACGUAGCACAAGCGAGAUGCUAUUUCUUCAAUGUGGAUUCCCGGACACAAUAUAAAUAGACCAUCGCUGUAGCCUCCUUGGCUCUGCCAUAGGUGAGUGAACGGGAUAUCCAUAAGCUUUUCACCGUGUGCGUGGCGAUUCAACGUAACAAGUAUUGUGAUCUCAUCGCAAGCCACCGGGAAACGGCUAGAAUACGUGAGACACCAAGUCCGCGAACUAUCAAUUAGCCCACCAUGUCUAGAACGCGUCAGCGCCCAAGUUCUCACUUCUGUAGCAAAUAUGAGGCGCUAUAACGUAAAGCUAUUCGAAACUGUUUCUAUUCCAUUUCUGCAAUCAGCCCUCCAGGAUUC